AAUUGAAAGAGAUGAGCCCCGGCGAGCUGAAAUAAAUUGUAAUCAAAAUGAAAGAAAUCAGGCUAGGCGAGAACUUAAUAGGUAUAAUAUGCAUCGCAUAGCAAGAAAUAAUAUUGCUAUAGAGAGUAACUACCUCGGAGAAUUAAACCAUAAUUGUCAGUAUUGCAGUGCAAAGAAGUUUUUAAAUGAAACUCAUUUUUUGUGCUGCCAUUCAGGAAAAGUUGCAUUAGCUCCUCUUUCUCUUUAUCCGCCAUUGUUGACUGGUUUAAUGACAGGAAACCAUGUUGAUCAUGCUGUAAAUCAAAAUUUUUUUCAACACAUAAGGAGUUAUAAUUCCUCUUUAUCUUUUGCUUCCUUCACUGCCGAAAUAGCUCCUCCCUCAAAUAAUGGCCCUUUAUGUUUUAGGGUCUGUGGGCAAAUUUUGCAUUGUGUUGGAAAUUUAAGGCCUGCAGAAGGUUGUCUGCCCAAAUAUUGUCAGCUGUAUAUCUAUGAUCCUAAUGCAGCAGUGUCAUUCAGAAUGGAACAACCUGGUAAUGAUGGUUGUAUACAUGAGUUAAUGCAACUCUUGCAAACAUUAAUUAAUCAAGAAAACCCAUUUGCAUUUGAAAAACAUGGCAGAAGUAGAGGAUGAAGAAAUCCGCCAAGCAGCUUUAGAAGGUAGACCAACCUCUGUUGUAAGAAUGUCUUUGCUUGAAGGUCAUGAUAGACGUCGAUACAAUCUUCCUUCCCAUGAGGAAGUUGCUAUUGUGUUUGUGGGAGAUGAUGGUGCUCCACCUGCAUCCAGGGAAAUUGUUAUAUACCCUCGAGGUCAGCCUUUAAGAACAAUUUCGUCUAUGUCUGCAAAUUUGGAUCCUUUGGUAUAUCCAAUAUUCUUCCCGAGAGGUGAUGCUGGAUGGCACAAUCAACUAGAGCACAACCCUGACCGUGCAACCCGUGUUAGAAACCAUGUUACUUUGUCUCAGUAUUAUAAUUAUAGGCUUGCUGUUAGACAAACUUUUAGUCCUAUAUUCUAUGGUAAGAAACUUUUUCAGCAAUAUGUUGUUGAUGCAUAUGUCAAAGUUGAGGGACAGCGCCUUGCUUUUAUUAGAAAUAACCAAAACAAACUUAGAAGUGAGCAAUAUGAUGCAUUGCAUGAACAUGUAAUUAAUCGUGCUAAUGAUCUUAAUGUAAGACCAGGCUGUGUUGUUAUAUUGCCUUCUUCAUAUGUUGGUAGUCCAAGAGCAUUAAAAGAAAACUUUGAAGAUGCGAUGGCAGUCAUAAAGAAAUAUGGUAAACCAGAUCUAUUCAUUACUUUUACCUGCAAUCCAAAAUGGAGAGAAAUAGUAGAAAAUUUAAACCCAGGCCAAACUGCUAAUGACAGACCUGAUUUAGUUUGUCGGGUAUUUAAAAUGAAACUUAAAUUUUUCUUAGAGGAUAUUUUUAAGCAUGGAGUCUUAGGCAAAGUUGUAAGUCAUGUGCAGGUUAUUGAGUUUCAAAAGCGUGGUUUGCCACAUGUACAUAUUUUAUUGCACUUUGUAAAUGCUGAUAAGCUAGAAACAGCAGAAGAUAUUGAUAGUUUGAUAUCAGCAGAAAUCCCAGACCCAGCUGUUGAUCCUGAACUUUUUGAAAUUAUAAAAUCAUGCAUGAUACAUGGACCAUGUGGAAUUUUAAAUCCCAAUUCUCCCUGCAUGAAAGAUGGUAAAUGCACAAAAAAAUUUCCUAAGGAAUUUAAUCCCCACACUGUUGCAAUUUUUAAUGGUUAUCCACGCUAUAGGCGCGUCGAUAAUGGAAGAAUUGUAAAUAUAAAAGGUAAUCAAGUUGACAACCGUUGGGUUGUACCUUAUAACCCAUGGCUUUCUAAAAAAUAUCAAGCACACAUAAAUGUUGAAGCCUGCAUGACCAUAAAGUCAGUUAAGUAUUUAUAUAAGUACAUUUACAAAGGGCAUGACUGUGCCAAUGUGGUGAUAAAUGAGCAAGUUAACCAUGAUGAAAUAAACACGUUUUUAAAUUGUCGCUAUGUCUCAGCUCCAGAAUCAUUGUGGCGAAUAUUUGAGUAUUCUUUAAGUGAUAUGUCACAUAACAUCAUUCGACUUCAGGUUCAUCUGCCAGAUAAUCAGAUGAUAUAUUUUGUAGAAGGCGAAGAACAGGCAGCUUUAGACCGUGCAGCACAGCGUGACACUCACCUAACUGCAUGGUUUAAAUUAAAUGUUGAAAAUGAACAAGCCCUUCACUAUCCAUAUGUUGAAAUUCCUUACCACUUUGUUUUUGAUAGCAAACAUUGUAAAUGGAAAGUUAGGCAAAGAGGUAGCAAUAAGGUGAUUGUUAGGAUGUAUAAAGUGAGUCCAAUAGGUGAAAUAUUUUAUCUUAGAAUGUUACUUUUGCAUGUUAGAGGUGCAGUUUCUUUUGAAGAUUUGCGUACUGUUAAUGGUACAGUUUUUAAUACAUUCCGAGAAGCAUGUUCUCAAUUAGGUCUGUUACAAGACGACGCUGAAUGGAGAAAUACAUUAACUGAGGCUGCUGCAACUCGGUUGCCAAAUCAAAUUAGACAGUUGUUUUCCAUUAUUUUGACUUUCUGUGAACCUGAUGAUCCAUUAAAUCUUUGGAAUGCCUUUAAAGAUUUUAUGAUGGAGGAUUACAUUCACCAUUCCAUGCCACCAAUAAUUGCUGAGCAGGCAGCUUUGCGUCAAAUUGAAUCUAUAAUUAAUCAGAAUGGUAAGACUUUAGCUGAUGUUAAUCUUCCUACUUUAGAUGAGUUUUUAGAUUAUGUCCCACAAAAUGAAGAGGAAGAUGUUCAGGUUUUAAUUGAUGAAGCAAAUAGGGUUAGACCAUUGUUAAAUGAUAAUCAGCGUCAAAUUGCUGAUGCUAUCCUUUCUGCUCUUAGUGAGCAACCUAACAAUGAAAACAAGCAGUCUAGAUUGUUUUUUAUGGAUGGCCCUGCAGGUUGUGGUAAAACAUUUACAUACAAUUAUUUAAUCGCUGAAACCAGCAGUAGACAUAUUAUAACUGCAACAGCUGCAUGGACAGGAAUAGCUGCAACUCUUUUAAAAAAAGGAUGUACACUUCAUGGUUUGUUCAAACUUCCUGUGCCGAUUUUGGAAAAUAGCACAUGCAAUGUAACUCCAAAUUCUAUACACGGAAAAUUCUUGAGGCAAGUUAGCCUUUAUUUACUAGAUGAGGCAUCCAUGAUACCUAAACAUGCUUUAAAUGCCAUUGAUAAGUUACUUCAAGACGUUUGCAAUAACAAGUUUCCUUUCGGUGGUAAAGUUAUUCUUAUGGGUGGGGAUUUUAGGCAAAUACUUCCGGUUGUAAAGAGAGGGCAACCAAGUCCCCUCUUCUGUUACAACUGCUGCUUCUUCUGUUACAAGCUCGAAGUCAUGGGAAGAAUUCAGAAAGUAUCGCUCCCAGCAUCCAGGCCCUCUAUCUAUGAGGGCCUUCCAUCGCUGGUGUUUGUAUGGGGACGACCAUCCCUCCUUUAGAUGGAGGGAUGGCACCCCAUACAACACAGGGAAUAGAGCGGAUGCUGGGAGGAGAAGACAACGUGGCGCAAAAGUUGUCAAUAGUUUUUUUACAUAUUA
This is a messenger RNA of Hydra vulgaris (swiftwater hydra), 3554 nucleotides long. The record is from RefSeq and is a predicted model, not a curated record. NCBI's taxonomy places the organism in Eukaryota, Metazoa, Cnidaria, Hydrozoa, Anthoathecata, Hydridae.